This is a messenger RNA of Anolis sagrei ordinatus, 1684 nucleotides long. It is a transcript of the gene HMGB2, whose product is annotated as high mobility group box 2. NCBI's taxonomy places the organism in Eukaryota, Metazoa, Chordata, Lepidosauria, Squamata, Anolidae. Gene Ontology annotation, molecular function: DNA binding, bending. The record is from RefSeq and is a predicted model, not a curated record. Gene Ontology annotation, biological process: regulation of transcription by RNA polymerase II.
AAAGCUUUGAGGGUCAAGUUGCUGUGGCGGGUAGGACUGUGGAAAACAAGAGGCUGCUGAGUGCGUUGGGAGCGACUCGUUCGGCUGUGGAGAAGGAAGGCGGAGGUGCUCGCGAAGGGCUCCUGGUUUACUUCCGUCACCGCGACUAAGCCCUCACUUGAGGGACCGUUGGGCUCCGGCGCCAUGGGCAAAGGCGACCCCAACAAGCCUCGGGGCAAGAUGUCCUCGUACGCGUAUUUCGUCCAGACGUGCCGCGAAGAGCACAAGAAGAAGCACCCGGACUCUUCGGUCAACUUCGCUGAGUUCUCCAAGAAGUGCUCCGAGCGAUGGCGGACAAUGUCUGCAAAAGAAAAGGGCAAGUUUGAAGACAUGGCAAAAGGUGACAAAGCUCGAUAUGAUAGAGAGAUGAAGAACUAUAUUCCCCCUAAAGGAAUGAAGAAGAGAAAGGACCCAAAUGCUCCCAAAAGACCUCCAUCUGCUUUCUUCUUGUUUUGUUCUGAACAUCGUCCAAAGAUAAAAAGUGACCACCCAGGCUUGUCUAUUGGGGAUACAGCAAAAAAAUUAGGCGAAAUGUGGUCUUUGCAGACAGCGAAAGAUAAGCUACCCUUUGAGCAGAAGGCAUUAAAACUGAAGGAGAAAUAUGACAAGGAUAUUGCAGCAUAUCGUGCCAAGGAUAAGAGUGAUGCAGGGAAGAAGGGCCCAGGUAGGCCAACAGGCUCUAAGAAAAAAGCAGAGCCAGAGGAGGAUGAUGAUGACGAGGAAGAGGAGGAGGAAGAAGAAGAGGAUGAGGAGGAAGAAGAAGAUGAAGAGUAAAGUAACCUGAUGUAAAGAUUUGUGCUCAAAAGUCCAUGAUUUUGCUAAGAAUGUGAAGUCGAGUGCAGCUCAUUGUUAGCUUCAGUUAAAAAACUGUACAGAAUUGUGUAUAGGUAAUAUGAUUAUCUGUAGGGAGAUCUGUAUUCUAAUGUAAGUAGUAGCAAAUGGCCACUACUGUUAGAUUUCAAAGCUGAUAUUGGCAAAUGUUCUGGCAUAUUUAAUGGUUCUUUGAAAUUCAGUGACUGCUUGAUUUGGAGCGAAGUAAAGCAUUGGUAGUGAAAUAGUCAACCUUGUCUUGCAUACUAUUGCAUUGUAUUACUUUUUUUAACAAUUUUGUAAUAAAAUGAUGUACAUUAAUCUUGUUACACUGCAGUUAAUUUACUCAGGAAUGAAACAGCUGAGUAUUCUAGUAUAAACCAAACAUGCAUCGUUAAGGUUGUUAAUAAUUUAAAAUAUUAUAUUGCCACAUCUUAGAUGAGAAAUUUGCUGCAAUCUACUUUUUCAAAUUUCAUAUACGUAAUUUUGGGGAUUCCUCUUCAUUAUCUCUGGUUCUUGAAUAACAAUUUGUAAGGAAUUAGGGCUUUCCUAAUGAAGUAUCUUGUGCAAAUCUGGGGGAAACAUUUUCUUGAGGUGGCAUCAGUUUAGAAAGUCAUUGAUAUUACAAUACAACACUGAACCUUGUUGGGAUGAAUGAGAAGAUGUUUAGUUUGCCUUGGAAAGCCAGAUGAUAUUUAGUUAAGAGUUCGGCCAUGAUGUAGCAUAGCCACAUUAUUUACCCAGGUAGUGUGUACUUUAUUCCUCUCAGGCAAUUUUGUGGUUGACUGUAUUAAGCCUUUCAAUACUACAAAUGCUUUAAAGAAUGUUGAGUACA